AUCUAACUAAUAGCAAAGGAGGAUACUAAAAAUUUUGAGUAUUGUGUGUAUAUAAAUAAAUGAGGAGGGCCAUGUAUUUGGGCGGCAAUAUAACCACGAUUUUCCCGCUGGAAAUUCUACCGUCGUUACCGUCUCUUCUUCCUCUCCCACUUAACCAUCACAAGCAGAUCAGCGCAGUAAUUCGUUCCGAGAAAACAAUGGCCAACGCUGUCGCCGGAGACAAAAGGCAGUAUUGGCUUCUGAAGACGGAGCCGGCAGAGUGGUCGUGGGCGGACCAAGCGGCCAACGACGGACGAACAACGUGGGACGGCGUUAAGAACAAGCAAGCUCAGAAGCAUCUUAAGUCCAUGAAACUCGGCGACCGCUGUUUCUUCUACCACUCCGGGGCCAAGGCCCGCCGUGUCGUGGGCGUGGUCGCGGUCGCAAGGGAAUGGUACUCGUCAGUGGACGAUGAAGUCGUCGUGGACGUGGAGGCGGUUGGAGAGAUGAGGGAACCGGUGGAUUUGAAAGAGAUGAAGAAGAGGAUGGAAGGGAUGAAGAAUUUCGCUCUGUUUAGGCAACCAAGGCUGUCGGUCGUGCCGGUUACGAAGGAGAUUUGGGAUAAAAUCUGCGAAUUGGGAGGCGGGUUUGAAGGAGAUGGAACUGAGGGCGGGGAUGGGAGUGAGGAAUAGAGAUUGUAUUUGAAUGCGCUCAAGGUGUUUGUGAAUAUGCUCAGGAGAGUUUUAAGGGAAGUGAAUGCAUAAACCAUAUCUGUUUUGGAAAUGUGGGAAGAAGAGGAUCUACAAAGAACAAAGGGAAACGCUCAGUCAGGUAUGUAUAUAUAUAUAUAUACAUAUUGUUUUUGUUGUGUGUUUUAAUGGUGGCUUAUGAAUUCUUGGGGAAUCAAAUUUUGGCUAUGUAGUUUCUUUAGUUCUUCAACAAUGGCUGAACUAGAGUUUUACAUUUACUUCCCUUUCUUUUGUAUUUAUAUAUAUUCUCUAACCGAACACAACUCAACUAGCCUACCAUGUAUUAGCAAUCAGUUUCAGGUGCAAAUUCUCCUUGUUUUUUGAAAUUUGAAGCUUAUCUAUUGUCAUAAGAUCUUGUUUA
Molecule: messenger RNA, 1089 nt
Organism: Cucumis sativus (cucumber)
Lineage: Eukaryota; Viridiplantae; Streptophyta; Magnoliopsida; Cucurbitales; Cucurbitaceae
Product: thymocyte nuclear protein 1
Exons: 1
Coding region: 60-671 (203 amino acids)
Cellular component (GO): nucleus
Source: RefSeq, a predicted model, not a curated record